Messenger RNA from Ostreobium quekettii, 444 nucleotides. The record is from the annotation of a GenBank genome assembly. NCBI's taxonomy places the organism in Eukaryota, Viridiplantae, Chlorophyta, Ulvophyceae, Bryopsidales, Ostreobiaceae.
AUGGCGAUGCCCGUUGGGAAAUGUGGGAGCUGCGGUGGCUUGGGGCCAGGGGCGAUGGGGAGGGGACCGACGAAGGCGGAGCCAGAGACGUUCUUCUGGCGCGGUGGUUCGCCGCGAUGCGCAUGUUCUCGCACGCAGGCAGUCAGAGAUUGGGCAUUUGGUUUGGUUAGCCAAUGCAGACAGGUGUUAUUGAUGGUGGCCUUGGUGCCAGGUUCCGCACUCGACUUUGCCGUUGAUGGCCCAUCUGUGGUGGCCCUUGAAUUCUCGUUGUCAUCUGAGGUUUGGAAACUGCUAAACACAAUCGCUCUCGGUGGAAAAAGGAUCCUCCAAAAGGUGUUGCUCUUGAGGAAGAGCACUGGACUGUGCUUGUUUCCUUUUGUCCUGAUUCAACGAAAUUGUCGCCUGCUGGUGGGCAACCUUCGCCUCUCUUCUUCGCCUCCUUGA